UCCAAUUCCAAGAAACUUCUCGUCCGCUCUCACUAGUAAACCCGCAGCCCCAUUCUUCGUUUGACCACCGCAUAAUCUCUCUCUCUCUCUCUCUCUCUCUCUCUCUUUCCCUAGAGCCCUACUGUGUCAUUUGUAGACUGUUCUUCUCUCUGUUUCAGUCCAACUCUCUCUCUCUCUGUUCGUCUUCGUAUUGAUCCAGACGAACAGAGAAAUAAAGUUAACUUUUUGAUUGAUUUAUUGUUCAAUUUCAUCGUUUUACUUUUCUUUGAGGGUUUUGAUUUUUUUGGGGGCCGAAGCGAUGGGCUCAGAGGACGAUCCGGAUAUUCUUUUUCGCAACGGCCGCUUCUGCGCGCCCGGGUUUCGGUUCCAUCCCACAGACGAGGAACUCGUCGUCUACUAUCUGAAGCGCAAAAUCUGCAAGAAAAGGCUCAAGUUGAAUGUCAUCGCCGAGACCGACGUCUAUAAGUGGGACCCUGAGGAACUUCCUGGAUUAUCCCUAUUGAAAACUGGUGACAGGCAAUGGUUCUUUUUCAGUCCGAGAGAUCGGAAAUACCCUAAUGGGGGAAGAUCGAACAGGGCGACCAGACAUGGGUAUUGGAAAGCUACAGGAAAGGAUCGUAACAUUACAUGUUAUUCACGGUCUGUUGGUUUGAAGAAGACCUUAGUGUAUUAUAAAGGCCGCGCACCUAGUGGGGAGCGCACUGACUGGGUGAUGCAUGAGUAUACCUUGGAUGAGGAAGAGCUCAAGAGAUGCCGGAAUGUACAGGAAUAUUAUGCUCUCUAUAAGGUUUACAAAAAAAGUGGACCUGGUCCCAAAAAUGGAGAGCAAUAUGGGGCUCCAUUUAGAGAGGAAGAAUGGGCUGAUGAUGAAUUACCUGUAAUCAAUAGCUCUGCUGAUCGCCAAAUCCCAGUGAAGCAAUCUGUGGGUGUUAUUUCUGUUGAUCCUGUGAAAGUUAAUGGUGAAGUCCAUUCUGCACUAAGCGACAUCGAGGAGUUCAUGAAACAGAUUGCUGAUGAGGCUGUGCUUGAGCUGCCACAAAUGAAUGGUUACGCUUACACCAUACCUCAGGCUGUGAGUGAAGAAGAGACCCAAAGUACUGUGGUUGAUCUGUACUCCAGGGAAGUUGUAUGUCCAGAACCUAACACAGUGUUUAAUCCAAGUGAUCACCAAUGCAAUCUGCAGGCAAGCUUUGACUUCACACAAUCAGAUACAUCCCAAAUACAACGGUACGAGGCAUCUGAAGUCACCACAUCUGCUCCUGAAAUUCAUGAGCAGGGCCCUCCCAUACUUCGUGAAGAAGAUUUCUUGGAGAUGGAUGAUCUCCUUGGUCCUGAACCUACUAUUUCAAACAUUGAGAAUCCUGUGGAUAACUUGCAGUUUGAAGGGAUAGAUGGAUUAAGUGAAUUUGACUUGUAUCAUGAUGCAGCCAUGUUUUUUCAUGAAAUGGGGCCUUUUGAUCAAGGAACAGUCUCUCAUCAGCAGUACAUGAAUUCGCUGGGGAAUAAUAUUGUAGAUCAGUUUGAAUAUCAGUUACAACCCAAUCCACCAGCUGUAAGCCAAGUUAACCAUCAGCUGAAUCCUGAAUCAACUCAGAUGAACAAUCAGCUGUGGACACAUACUGAAAGAGCAGAACCAAAUCAGGGAUUUCUCUCGUAUUCAACCUCAGGUGUGGUAUAUGAACCUUCAAACUUUGCUUCCCAAGCAAAUCAAAAUCAAAGCGGCAAUGAGGCUGCUGGUGGUCCAAGUCAGUUCUCUUCUGCUCUAUGGGCCUUUGUGGNNNUACCUACUACUCCUGCAUCUGCUUCAGAGAAUGCUUUGGUGAAUCGGGCUUUUGAACGAAUGUCUAGCUUUAGCAGGUUGAGAAUAAAUAGCGUUAGUGCUAAUGUCACUGCAGGUGGUAGUUCUGAAGCUAAGAGGGCAGGCAGAAAGAGAGGUUUCUUCUUCCUUCCAGUUCUUGUAGCACUUUGUGCCAUUUUUUGGGUUUUUAUGGCAACUCUCAGACCAUGGUGGAGAUGCCUCUCCGCUUGAGUCUUUAAUUGGGAAGUUUUGCUGCUAUAUAUAUUCAUCAUGGUGAAAUUGAUGGAAAACCAUUAUGGAAACAUAGAAUUUCAAUUAUCUAUAUAAUUUUUAUUGUAAAGGAUGAAUUUUCCUCCUCUCUCUCUUGUAAAUAGAAAAUUCUAGAUAUAACUUGCAGGCUAUUGUGUUUCA
Molecule: messenger RNA, 2209 nt
Organism: Prunus dulcis (almond)
Lineage: Eukaryota; Viridiplantae; Streptophyta; Magnoliopsida; Rosales; Rosaceae
Product: NAC domain-containing protein 17-like
Biological process (GO): regulation of DNA-templated transcription
Molecular function (GO): DNA binding
Source: RefSeq, a predicted model, not a curated record